AUGGAGCUCAGUAAACUUCCUCUUGUGCUCUUGCUGAUUUCACACAUUCAUUCUGGACACACUGAAGAAAGAUCAAAAGCCAAAGUGAACAUUAAACCUGCUCAACGUGUAUUCAGAGGAGAGAAAGUCACUCUCAGAUGUGACAUUGAUGGUGUAGGAGUCACUAGCUGGCAGUACAGCUGGUAUAAAGAUGGUUCACUCUACAGCUCCAAUGAACUACAGGAACACACAUUCAGUUCAGUUACUAAGUCUGAUGCAGGUAAAUACUCCUGUUAUGGAGCAGAGGGAGGAGGAUCACGCAGAUCACAAGACAGUGAUGAAGUUACACUGACAGUAUCAGAUAUUCCCAGACCAGCUCUGACUGUGCUGCCACAGAGUUCAUUGUUCACUGGAGACUCAGUUACUCUGAGAUGUGAGGUGGAUCAGUCAUGGGAUGGAUUGGAGUUUCUCUGGAGUAAAAACUCAAACACUGAAUCUACUGAAGCUUCAACUAAAACAGUUGAUUCAGUGAAAGUCUCUGAUGGAGGAGAGUACAGGUGCAGAGCACAAAGAGGGGGAUAUUACACCAAUGUCAGUGAACCAGUAACAUUGACAAUAUAUGAAAAACCAAAAGCCAAAUUAAGCAUCAAACCCAAUAAUCAUGUAUUCAGAGGAGAGACAGUCACUCUCAGAUGUGCCAUUGAUGGUGAAGGAGUCACUAGCUGGCGAUAUGUCUGGUAUAAAUACAGUGCAUUCUACAACUCCAGUGACCUGCAGGAACACACAUUCACGUCUGUUAAUGAGUCUGUCACAGGUCAAUACUCCUGUUAUGGAGCAGAGAGAGGAGGAUCACGAACAUCAAACAUCAGUGAUGAAGUUACACUGACAGUAUCAGAUAGAGUCCAGGCAGUUUUAAGUGUUUCUCCACAGAAGUGGUUGACUGAAGGAGAUCCAGUGACUCUGAUCUGUGAGGUUUAUGGCUCCUCUACAGAAUGGACAUUCAGCUGGUUCUCUGUAACUGCUUCACCUGACAACCAACAUCUUGAUCAGCUGCUCUCAGACAGCAGCAGAGGAGCUGGAGGAAACUACACUGUCAGUUCUGCUGCUCUAAAACACACAGGAGUUUAUGUGUGCAGAGCAGAGAGAGGAGAACCAGCAUAUAACACAACCUACAGCAACACACAGGAAGUAUGGGUCACUGGUGUUUCUCCUCGAGUCUCUCUGAUCAUCAGUCCCAACAGAACUCAACACUUCACAUCUGUCUCUCUCUCUCUGAGCUGUGAGGACCAGAGUAACUCUGAUAGAUGGAGAGUGAGAAGAUACACACAAAGUUGGGGGGUGGAAGAUUCUUCAUCAUUAUGCUGGGCAUCACAAACAGGUUCUACAUGUACAAUCAAUUCAACCAACACAUCAGACACUGGAGUGUACUGGUGUCAGUCUGAAUCUGGAGAGAAAUAUCAUCCUGUUAAUAUCACUGUACACUCUGGUGUGAUUCUGGAGAGUCCUGUUCAUCCUUUGACUGAAGGAGAUAAUCUGACUCUACACUGUUUAUAUCAACAUUCAACUCCAUCAAACCUCAGAGCUGAUUUCUAUAAAGAUGGAUCACUCAUCCAGAGUCAAACUACAGAGAUGAUCAUCUCUACUGUCUCAAAGUCACAUGAGGGUUUCUACUACUGCAAACACUCAGAGAGAGGAGAGUCACCCAAGAGCUGGAUCUCAGUCAGAGUGUCUCCUUCAGAAUCUCAGAUCUCUGUCCUCCACACACUCAGUUCUGUUUUGGCAGUUUGUCCAUAUCUGCUAGUGACAGUCGUGCUGAUUUUCAAAUGCUGCAGGAUGAGAGGUGGAUCUGACUGAUUUAUUAGAUGCUAUAAUUAUUAUAUUUAAUUUCAAUAAUCAUUAUAUUUAAACCAAAAAAUUGUCAUUAUUAUCAUAUCAUAUAUUAUAUGGCUAUCAUCUUUUGAUAACUUACCCAGGGUUUGUU
Molecule: messenger RNA, 1960 nt
Organism: Carassius auratus (goldfish)
Lineage: Eukaryota; Metazoa; Chordata; Actinopteri; Cypriniformes; Cyprinidae
Product: Fc receptor-like protein 5
Exons: 10
Coding region: 1-1833 (610 amino acids)
Biological process (GO): immune response; cell surface receptor signaling pathway
Cellular component (GO): external side of plasma membrane
Molecular function (GO): transmembrane signaling receptor activity
Source: RefSeq, a predicted model, not a curated record